Messenger RNA from Mytilus trossulus (common blue mussel), 1821 nucleotides. RefSeq lists its product as uncharacterized. The record is from RefSeq and is a predicted model, not a curated record. The coding region runs from base 1 to 1821 and encodes 606 amino acids. The transcript has a single exon. Lineage: Eukaryota; Metazoa; Mollusca; Bivalvia; Mytilida; Mytilidae.
AUGAAUUUAAAGAACAGGAAUAUAUCGCUUACAUUUUAUAAUUACUUAUGUGACAUCAUCGGUUCUGAGGAAGUUGUAAUGACAAGAAGAGACAUAUUUACUGUGAAGGAUAUUGUUGACAAUACUACUGGUAUAAGCUUUAUAAGUAGUGGUAGUAAAGCAGAAGGUCUAGAUCUCAAAGGUAGUGAUUUCGAUCUAAUGAUUCUUCAUAACGGUGUCCGUGUGUAUCAAAGCUUAAAUGAUGACCAGUUCAAUCCAGAUACAAUACCAUUGGUAAUGGUUACCAACGACACAAUACCCGGAUUUACAAAAAUUAAGUUAGUCAGCAAAUCAUAUCUUGAUACUGAUGUGAUACACGACUGGAGUGAGACUGUUGGAGAAGAAACUUACAUCUCAAGUAAACGUUUUCGGGAAUAUCACUUACGUGAUGAUAUGGUUAUUCAUGGUCCAUGUCAGUCUACAUCUGAUGGGGAGUAUGAUCAUGCAAAAUGUUUUAGAUGUAAAGAAUGGAUCACACCAGCUCAACAAUGGAUUUACAGAUCACGUACAGCAUGGCCAGAUUACAAAACAGUUACCCUAGCUGUACAAUACGGAGUUUUGUUUGUUCCUAUUGGAUCAACAAACUCUCUUAAUGAGGAUUUACAAUGGCGGGUAUCGUUUUCGGUGACCGAAAAACUGUUGAUUCAUUCAUUUUCCCAUACUCAAUUAUUAUGUUAUGCUUUACUUAAAAUUAUAUUAAAAGACAUUAUUAAACCGAGACAUGGUGAUCUUCUUUGCUCCUAUUUCAUGAAAACAAUUAUGUUAUGGUUGAGUGAAGAAGUUAGUCCAAUUGAAUGGAAAGCUGAGAGUGUGAUUUCUUGUUUCUUGGAUUGUCUUAGAAGACUAGUGUAUUGUGUUCAAUAUAAAACAUGUCUCCACUACUUUAUCCCAGACCAUAACUUUUUUGAAGACAGAUUUACUGACAGUGAACACAAGACGUUACUGGAUACACUACAGGAUAUCUAUAAAUCGCCUUGGACUUCUAUUUUUCAUACGGCUACAUUUCAGGAUUUUAGAUUAGAAACAGUUAAUUCACUUGGGGUGUCACUUACAGUGUCGGAAUUAUCGUGUUUUAAAUAUAUGAACACUCUAGAUGAAAGUCCAAAUUCUUUUUACAGUGUCUGUAAACGUCUUGUUAAUAGUUCCAGUUAUUCUUUAAAUCGGGAAAUGUGUAUAUACAUGAUAUCUGUACACUGCAGGGAUUUUAUACAAACGUCUGAUCUUUGUAACCUGUCCAAUAGAAACAAAUCUGCAUACAGACAAUAUCAGACUUUUCUAGGCUGUUUAAAGAUUAUUUGGCAUUCUGAUUCAAUUUCCUCGUGGUUAUUGUUAGCAUCUUUGUUUUAUAAAUAUAAACGCUUUCAGGAAUGUACCGAUGUAAUAAAUUAUAGUUUAUCCAACUGCACCCCAGAUAAGAUACAGCUUCAAUUUGUCAAUAGUUUGGCUGAACAGACUAUUUACAAUGAAAUGAACAAAAAAUUUGGGCUAUUAGUUGUACAUAAACAUUUGAUAUUUGAACGCAUCUUAUUUUGGCAUCCGUUUAAUUUAUUACCAAAUGAACUGAAAUCGCUGAUAAAUGAUGAUGUAUUACCUUUUCCCCCUGUCGUUUACUCACAUCUUUUAAAGUUUUUGUGCUUCUACCAACUAGGAGAUAACAAAGGAAAGGUCAAUGCACUGAGAGAUCUAGAAAUAACAGUAAGAAAACGCUAUUUUAUUUUGGAAAGUGAUGCUAUUAUAAAUAUUGCUGAAAAAAGUGUCGAAAUAGUCAAAGGGUAUAUAUAA